This is a messenger RNA of Adineta ricciae, 744 nucleotides long. Lineage: Eukaryota; Metazoa; Rotifera; Eurotatoria; Adinetida; Adinetidae. The record is from the annotation of a GenBank genome assembly.
AUGAGACGAUCCGUCGAGCAGCUAAAACAUCUUGAUCGAACGUCACGGCAUAUCCGCCAUCAAACGACUCUACAUCAUCGAUGUAAUCAACUACUAUCGCAUGAUUUGGAUGCUCUAACACAUGAGUAUGCACACAAUCUGAAAAAUUCAAAAAAACAAUAUCAAAUCGAGCAACAACGAAAAGAAAUUCUCGAUUAUACAAUUCAGCAAAUCGCGAACGAACAAAACCAUCAUUCAUUACCACCAAUGGACACCCUAGAAAUGAAUAAAGAAAAUGUAAUAAUACCAUCGGGCAAUGUUAAAUUACCUCCAAUACAAUCUCAUUGUCAUCUUUCGUCACACCACUGCUCGCUGUAUCCUUGUCAACCAAUCUAUCAUUAUACGAGUUUUAUGAGCAAAGAUCGCGAUCAAACAUUGCAACAACGAAAUUCUACACAAGAAUACCGAUCUGAAAUAAACCAUUUUCAAAAUUUACUCGCACAACUAGAGAAAAAAGAGUAUCAUCCAAAGCGUCGACAAAUGACAAUAGCGAUGGGAAAUCAACGUCGUUCAGCCAAUCGACAUGCGUAUAUGAUGGAUACAAAAACACGUCUGGAUGAACAGAGUCGUUUAUUGCAAGAGCAGUUAAUUGGUAAAAGAACGUUUGGAUAUAAAAAAGAACAACAGAAUGAAUUACAUCGAGCGAUUAAACGUCACUUAGAAAUUUCUUCAAAAUUUUGUGCGCGAGGAGAGAAGGAUUCUUAA